This is a messenger RNA of Gregarina niphandrodes, 3762 nucleotides long. Its product is annotated as patched family protein. Gene Ontology annotation, cellular component: membrane. NCBI's taxonomy places the organism in Eukaryota, Apicomplexa, Conoidasida, Eugregarinorida, Gregarinidae. Bases 1 to 3762 code for a protein of 1253 amino acids. The record is from RefSeq and is a predicted model, not a curated record. The transcript is spliced from 2 exons.
AUGGUUGGAUUCGAGGCGGAACCAUCAGCAAACCCGCGGUCAAAUGCACUUAAAAAGAUAUCACGCCUCAAAGCAUUAGCUCUCGAAAGAUUCAGACAUGUUUUCUAUGAGGUUGGCGGCUUCAUAUACGAUUUUCCGCUUUGGUUCAUAAUCGGCAGUUUAACCAUCGGCUUGGUGGCGGGACUGUCGUUCCUGAACAUCCAAUUUGAGACGCGGGCGGACAACCUGUAUGCUCUUCCGGCUUCGCAGGCCCGUGCUGAGCUGGCGAAGCAAGCGUCGCUCUUUGGAGACCCGCCAAGAAUUAGCAUGGUGUUUGUGGUGAGCAAAGACAACUCGAACGUGCUGACAAAACCUGUGCUCUCGAAAUUGGAGCGGUUGGAUCAGUACAUUCAACGAAACCUGACAAGUGACGAAGAGGGUUGGAGGUUUGAUGACGUGUGCUACCGUCAAUACCUCAAGUUUGGCAGCGACCAGAAGACAGUGGAAACCGUGCCUCCUUGUGUGAGUAUGACGCCGUUGGACUUGUAUCGCAACUCACGAAUGUAUGGAGUACCAAUAGCCACCCGGGUUUGGCCGUAUGUGCCCAACUUGAGUCAGAACAAGAUCGUCAAGGCGGAUUUGGCGGUCACGGAUCCCGGAAUCCAGAGACUGCCGAGUGGCACGGUAAAACUGUUUAAUGCUACAGGGUUCCUGAUGCUCUACGACACAGCCAGCGACAAGGCGGUCAAGGCAAAGAGCAUGGAGUGGGAGCAGGCCUUCAUAAACUUCAUCAACCACGAUCUGAAACCUUUUUCUGCGGAUCCGGGCGAAUUUGCAAAGCCGGACGAAUUAUUGUUCUCUGACUUCGAGGACCACGACUGGCGAGACUUCAAAGUGUUCGUGAACGCUGAGCGUAGUUGGCAGGACGAGCUUGCGCGCAGCACCAAGUUUGACGCUCGGCUGAUGCGCGACUACGUGAUUGCGUACGUUAUUAUCGCUACGUACAUGGUGGUCUUUAACCACACACGAAACCUCGUGCGUUCGAAAAGUAUGUGUGGCUUCAUGGGCUCCGUGUCUGCUCUGUUAGGCUACCUCGCGGGCGGCGGUAUCUGUUACUGGGCCGGUCUGAAGCACACACCCACGAUGCACGCCUCGCCUUUCCUCGUGCUCGCAAUCGGACUGGACAACACCUUUGUGGUACUCAACUUUUACACGCUUUCCUACAGCCAGACAGCGAAGCCCAAAGAUCGCUGCCGGAACGCGCUGACCGAUUCAGGCAUUGCGCUCUUCAUCACCACCUUCACCUCCAUACUCUCCUUCGCCGUCGGAGCCCUUGGACCUUACACCGCCGUUCGGAACUUCUGCAUCCAGACCGGCACGGGUCUAGCAGGUGGGUUCGUCUUCAACAUUGUUUUCUUCUACCCAUUCCUCUGUCUGGAGGCUCGUGCUGAGAGCCAAGGUCGCAUUUUCUUCUUGCCCGACCAUUGGCUCCAGAAACUUCCACCUUCAACUCUCACCGCUGAUUCCCUCCGUCUUCUCCGUACCGGUGGUUCGCCCGGCGGUUCGCCCGACAGUUUGGUGGGGCCUGACCAUCCGGGUCGGCGUGCUGACCCGUUCCAGUCGACGGUAGCGAGUACGCAGCUUGCGAUUGAACUAGGAAGUUGGCACCCGCGUGACCCCAAGUUGCGCGAUUCGCGUGAACUGAACAGUCUGCGCCACCGCUUCAUCAACUGCCGCAGCAUGUUCGAAGUGGCGACACUACAAUGGCUCUUCACUGACCGGCUACGGGAACUGUCGGAAGAAGUUGGAAAACGCAACAUUAGUCUGCACGACCCCAUGCUCCUGGACGACGCUAGCAGCGUGCUCCCGACGGAGGGCAAGGUCGACUUGCUUGAAACGCCGACGAAAGACAUGCUGAACUGUGACAUCAAAGCUGCACAUGAACUUUCGUCUAUGGCUCUGCACCUUUGCGAAGAACCUCGAGGCAAUAAAGGCAAACGAACUCGCCAUGUCCUCCUGCGCAGGGUCGGUCCGUUGUUGGUCAACAAGGCCUUUCAGUUCUGGAUGUUAUUCGGUAUGAUUGUUUAUCUUGUCGUCUUCGCCUAUACAACCGUAUUCGGGCUAACUGCAGGUCUAGACCUCCAGAACCUUACGCCACCUGACAGCUAUCUCCGAGAAGCCUUCGCCGUCUCACAUGACAAGUUCCCCAUCUUCCCCCAACAGACUUAUAUCACCUUUACCACACCAAAUGACCCUGACGACUCGGAGAUAAUGAAGAACUUCCUAUCCACUCGCUAUGGUAUUCGCGAACCGGAGUCACUUACCGACCAAGUCAUGGGCUUUAUGCGUGCCGAAGUUGGUAGUGAAACUAACCAGUACCUAUCAACCCUCGGCGAUAUACCUUGGUGGAAGGAUGAGACAAUUGUCGCACUCCUUGAAAUGGACCGCAGGCUUCGAGCACUCGAUGAAGUCCAAGAUGUACUCAACGGCAUGAUAUUGUUCUAUCAAGAAUAUGUUAGACAUAUCACUCAACCCGGUUCAAUGGAUGCCGUAGAGAAUAUACCAAUCGAUGAUGCGGCUCAGGAUAGCGCUCGUCGACUGCGGUUUUAUGAGCACUUGAACAACUGGUUAUCUGGCGGAGUGGUCGGUGUGCAUGUUCGCGACCAAUUCGUCUUUGAUGUGGAUGGUCGAAGGCCGCCAGUGGUGUUAACCUCGGGUGCGCAGAUGCCACAGUUGCUGGCGUUCCGCUUGAUGGUCUUCAAUUACAACUUCCUGGACAGCUAUUCACAAAGCCAGUACAUGCUCAAGGUACGCGCAUUGAUGAAGGAGUUUUCGGAGUGGGCUAAACGCAAGCCUCGAGCAGACCUACAACUGACAGGCAGCUUCACCCAAAUGCCGAAACAUAAACAACGUGACUACGAUGCCCCUCUACCCCCCUACCAGGAUAUCUUGAACAAGAUGCACUUCAGUCAACCCGCAAUCCGGAGACUCAUCAUUUCCGAACAGUCUGGAUCGGAGGCGGAGACGGAUUCCACCUCACGUAGUAGUUCAACCAGCGGAAGCGUGUUACCGCAUACGUGGUUUACGAGUCAGGCAUUCAUGGACACGUUUCUGUACUUCGAGACGGACGCGAUGAUAUGGACUUCUACGGCUCUGAACAUGUUAACGGCGUUCGUUAGCAUCAUAAUAGCGAGCUCCAUUUUGAUGAAGGGGUUCACAAACGUGGUGUUGGUGACCUUGAUGAUUUGUGCAGUGGAUAUCGGAGUGUUUGGGGGCAUGGCUAUGCUAGGUAUCCAGCUCAAUAUUCUCUCAAUGAUCCUCUUGGUUCUUAGCAUCGGGUUUAGUGUGGAUUAUACCGUGCACGUGAUACAUACAUUUUGUCACACCCUUGGCAAAAAUCCGAACGCACGUGCAGUUGAAACACUCAUCCUCAUAUGCAGCCCCGUCACACACGGCGCUAUCAGCACUCUCCUUGGCAUCUUACCCAUCUACUUCCGCAAGGAAUUCGUCAUGACCAACUUCUUCUGGAUGAUGGCCCUUGUCAUCUUCUUCGGCUUCCUCAACGGCGUCAUCUUCCUUCCAAUCAUCAUGGCCAAGUCUGGAAACCUCCUCGACCACUCCGCCCAGCAACGACACGCUCUCGACACCAGCACCGACGAAUUAGUAGACGCACUUCUCACCACCAAAUGGCUCAACAAACCCAAUCUUGACGUUGACGCACUCGGCUCAGACCGCGGCACGACCAACGAGUCUCUCCCUCGUCAGGCCGACACCACCAUGUAG